GUGUCAUGGGAAUUUGUGUACAAAACGUAAUUAAUUCAGCAUCUCUUGAAAAUUCUGGAUUUUUCUGGACUCAUGAAAUCAAUCAUGUAGCCUCCUUUAUGUAUUUACACACAAAAAAAUCAAUGUAAUUUAUAGAACUCAUUUUAAUCCGUCAAGGAUAACUUGGAACAUUCUGCUGUACCCCCCUCCCCUCCCCCCAUCACACAAAGUAGCAGACGACAGAUAUGUGAUCAUGAUGGUUACUGGUUUUAUAAAAGUGCAGGCUUCAACAUCAAGAUAAUCACGUUUUCCGUGGGAAACGCAUAUGGGAGGGUGAUUAUUUUUGAUUUGAUUUAGUAUUUAUUGCAUUGAGCCGCUAUCAUAUAUCCGCAUUCUUAUUUUAAAUCACAACAGAGGUCUGUAUGAUGUCAGAUGCAAGAGCUCCAUCUUUCCCACAGUGACUGUGUGAAUCUUGAACAGAGGUAUCCUCAGGACGGGAGGGGGUGGAUGGGUUCAUCGGGUUCAUGUAGUAGAUUGCGCGCCUCCUCCCAUUUCAGGUCGACUGCUUCCCCGGCUCGCUCUCUGAAUGAGCUUGCUGCAAUUCAUAUAGGUGAUGCAAAAGCGAAGGUGGAUUGCAGUGGCUAAAUAAGCGAGCCUGACCUUUAUUCGGGACACGGCAACACGAUCAGCUGACGCCUCCAAACUAGCUGCCAUCUUUCGGUCAUUCGAGGCAUCUGGCCAACUUGUCUCCACGCUCGCCAGAUGUUGGAAUGAAGGCGCACGGGCAUGGGGGAAUCGUGUGUUCCUGAGCUGUCGAGAAGUGGAAUCUGAAUCAUGCUGGCCGAUGGAUGUUGCAGAGGAAUGGAGAGAGUCCGGGGUAAGAUUGCGUCAGACUCUUUGCCGAGAGCCACCUAUCCUCAGCAAUAUGUGCAGACCGGCCCCCAGCAGCAGGGCAGCGACAUCCAGGAGCUCGCCUCCAAACGGGUCGAUAUCCAGAAGAAACGUUUCUACCUGGACGUGAAGCAGAGCGUGCGCGGACGCUUCCUCAAAAUCGCCGAGGUGUGGAUCGGCAAAGGCCGCCACGAUAACAUCCGGAAGAGCAAACUGACUCUGUCCAUGUCGAUGGCGCCCGCGCUCCGCUACUGCCUGGGGGAUUUCAUCGACUAUUACGCCCGGAUCGGAUUGCGGGGGGGCCUCGCGCCCCAGCCGCCGCCGCAGCUCGACGAGCACGGCAGCAACGACCAGGGCCGCGCGCUUGAACCCCGCAGGAGAGCGCAGGAGCCCGCGUCGUCGCCCACUGGCUCUGCGGCGUCAGACGACCACGCGCAUCGCGUCCUCAAGAGCGAAUUCAUCGAGAGGGACAACCGAAAGUACUUUCUGGACCUGAAGGAGAACCAGAGAGGGAGGUUCCUACGCAUACGACAGACUGUCAGCAAAGGGCACGGCACGAUGGGCUACUACGGCCAGGGGAUCGAACAGACCAUCGUGCUGCCCGCACAGGGUCUCAUCGAGUUCAGGGACGCGCUGUCGCAGCUCAUCGAGGACUACGGCGACGACGAGUGCGACGAGCGCGGUCGAGCCGCGACCAGGAACCACGACGAAAGCCCCGAGCUUCCAGAGGCCGCGUCCUUUCGCGUGGACAACAAGAGGUUUUAUUUUGACGUCGGUUCCAACCGCUAUGGCGUCUUUUUAAAAAUCAGCGAAGUGCGCCAGCCGUACAGAAACACCAUCACCGUCCCUUUAAAAGCCUGGGCGAGAUUCGGGGAGAAUUUCAUCCGUUACGAAGAGGAGAUGCGGAGAAUUUUUAAUUGUCACAAAGAGAAGAGCACUGACGCUCGGCAGGACAGUGAGGAGCAGGACUGAGCGACCUUGGCAGUCGUACGGAAGCUCAGAAUCGUGCAGUUGUGUAACGUCUGUACUGUGGGGUGUGUGUGUGUGUGUGUGUGUGUGCCCCCCGAAAAGACAAGUCUAUUGAAUUUUAGCGCUUAUAAAUCAGAAAUAUAAAGCCCCCAAGUCAAAAUCAACACAUCUCCUCAAAAUCCGCUUUAACACCACCACCCUCUUCUUCUAAAUCGAAUACUACUUGAAAUGCACUAAAAAACUAUAAAAUGGUGGAACUGUGGCAAUGUGUAAAAGACGUGCUAAGAAACGAUCUCUCUCUCUCUCUCUCUCUCUCUCUCUCUCUCUCUCUCUCUCUCUCUCUCUCUCUCUCUGUCCAAAAUGUAUAAUAGUUUUGUGCAGAUCAAGAAAUUGUAUGAAGAGAUAGAUAUACCAUUUAUAAAAGGACUGAUAUUUAUCAUUGAUCAAAAAGGAAAAUGUUAAAUGAUGGUUGACUUGUUUUAGGGGUCCCAUGUGGGACAACAAGCUUCUUAUUGUCCCUACAUCUCAUAUCUUACAAAUGUGAUAUACUUGCUAAUGUUUCAGACAGUCAAUAUGGGUUCGUGGCGUGCAAGGAGGCCACUUUGCUCCUGAUGCAGGUUUCCAAAGAGAAUCACAGGUGUGUGAUGUGACAUAUGGUUGCAACUUUUCACAUGCAGAAUGUUAUUGUUGCUGACAUGAAUUGCAUGUGGCCAUCAUAGAUGGAUUAAUGAUGCACAAUCUCAGAAGCAGAGGUAAUUUAUUUCAGUAACACCGUAACUCAAAGAUGCGCGCGCGCACACACACACACACACACACACACACACACACAUUCACAUUUUUGGUGUGUGCAUCUUUCCAAUAAUAGACUAUUUAAAAAAGGUUCAAUUUUAAAGUGGAACUAUUCAAUUCGGUUCGACUCAGUGGAAUUACAAUUCGAUUCGAUAUGCUACAGGUAAUUUCAAGAAAGUAUGAUGCAAUUAAUAUUUAUAUAGAUAUAAAAUAUCACAUAAAACAUCCUGCAGUUUAUAAAAUGUAGCGAUUUUCACACACAUUUUGGGGCUGGCAACCUGUCAGUCAAGACCUGAGGUGUUUAUUGUUAUUAACGUAUGUUGUGCACCAACAGAUCCCCUCGCUUUCUUUUGCCACAUGGCUAUUGUCAGCAUGAAGGCAAGCGACAGUUUACGGGCUGACUGAGCGGUGCAGUACAUGAACAUUCACCCUGCAAUCCAACACAAGCACUUUGAGAAAUAUUUUUAACAGAAUGAAUUAAAAACCUAUAACUACAAAAGAAUUGAUCUAACUUGUACUAUACCCCCAGUGUAGCGAAUUAUGUGAUACUUUAUAUCAUUUAGAAGUCUUUUCACAAACAAAUUGAACUUACCAUGAGCAAGUGAUGCAUUGUGAUUCAUCAGAGAUCUUCUCCCGUAUCAUUAGAAUAGUCUUCACCCACCCCCCUCAAAAAAAACUAUUAAUUUUUCAAUUUUUUAUUUUUCCCAUGAUCAAAUAAUCCUUAAGAUUAUAAUAGGUGAAUGACAGAGGUUUGGGGGGGGGUUAAUUGCUGGAGAUGAUAGAAGUCACAGCCAAUUUGUGUGUCAGAAAUAAUUAUACAAAGCUACUGGCUGCUACAAUGGCAAAAAUUCACACAAACGUACGUAUCUGUUGUCUGGGCUGCUUUUUUUUCUUCCCCCUUUUAAUGGAUAUGAGACCACUUUUUGGUCUCACUGUAUUGAACAGCUUGCUCUCAACAUCAAUCGUAGUGAGUGCCUGAAGGGACCACCGUCUCCUGUUGCAUUCUGUAGGACACCGUCAUCUGUGUUUCAUUGCUAGAAAUGUCGAGUGAGCGUGAACCUUUCAUCUGUCUUUUGUAAAUAACACACCAGUUUUUUUUCAUAUUCUAUCUAAUUUGUUCACCAUCCAAACAACAAGAAAAUAGAAUUGCAAACUGCUCUGUUUGCGCUUGUAGCAGAGGUUAACCAUUGUUGCUAUUGUUUAAAAGGAAUUUCACCUAAGCGUCACGCUCACAUUCUUCGUUCAUCACAGACAAUCGAUUUAGAAACUGGCUCAGCAGUGGUUGUGAACAUUUAAAAAUCAUUCCUUUAACCCUUUCAUGCACCCUGUAACCCGAUAACGUGAUAAGCUGUCCACUGUAGCCGCUGUCCCUGAAAGGGUUAAACAGCUCAUACUAUUUUUCAUGCAGACAUUUUACCAUCCCACACGCACACACAAUUGUCACAGAAAGAUCAAAAUGAAUAAAAGUGGCAUGUUUA
This is a messenger RNA of Hippocampus comes (tiger tail seahorse), 4106 nucleotides long. It is a transcript of the gene purg, whose product is annotated as purine-rich element binding protein G. The record is from RefSeq and is a predicted model, not a curated record. Gene Ontology annotation, molecular function: purine-rich negative regulatory element binding; DNA-binding transcription factor activity, RNA polymerase II-specific; RNA polymerase II transcription regulatory region sequence-specific DNA binding. Bases 814 to 1842 code for a protein of 342 amino acids. Gene Ontology annotation, cellular component: nucleus. Gene Ontology annotation, biological process: regulation of transcription by RNA polymerase II. The transcript has a single exon. Lineage: Eukaryota; Metazoa; Chordata; Actinopteri; Syngnathiformes; Syngnathidae.